Carcharodon carcharias (great white shark) is the source of this 7549-nucleotide messenger RNA. Its product is annotated as kinesin-like protein KIF27. Lineage: Eukaryota; Metazoa; Chordata; Chondrichthyes; Lamniformes; Lamnidae. The record is from RefSeq and is a predicted model, not a curated record. The coding region runs from base 345 to 4628 and encodes 1427 amino acids. Gene Ontology annotation, molecular function: microtubule motor activity; ATP binding; microtubule binding. Gene Ontology annotation, biological process: microtubule-based movement; mitotic spindle organization. The transcript has 19 exons.
GAAGUGAUGUUGCUAGGACACAAUCAUAAACAUAGAGUAACUGCAAGUUGACGGCUUCGCAAACGAACAGACCCCUCCAUCCGCAAUAACCAUGCUGGCAUUGCCUUAGGUAAAAGGAAUUGAGCUGGAGAACAGCCAACGAAUGACAGGGGACAGACUUGUGUCCAAUUAAGGAUGACAGGCUGGCUCUUAAGUUUGGAGGGCCAGUCAGAGGGCAUCCAGCAUUAAACAGGAUGUAAUGGAAGUGUACAGAUGAUAGAACAUGGGAAAAAGAUGAUCUCCAAAAAUGGAUGAACAAAAAUUAAAGAAUAUUUUCAUACACGAAACAUCUUAACCUCGUUAAUAUGGAAGAGAUUGCAGUCAAAGUCGCUGUACGGAUUCGACCUCUGCUUCCAAAAGAAAUCCUCCACAACAAUCAAGUUUGUGUUCGGGUUGUUCCCAACACACAGCAAGUUGUGAUUGGGAAAGAUCGUGCUUUUACAUUUGAUUUUGUAUUUGGACAAAAAUCAUCCCAAGAAGAUGUAUAUUCUGCCUGCAUAAAGCCUUUAGUGACAUCAGCAAUUGAAGGUUAUAACGCUACUGUCUUUGCUUAUGGACAAACUGGAUCGGGCAAAACAUACACAAUUGGCGGAGGACAUAUAGCUUCAUUUUCUGAUGAGUUGAAAGGCAUUAUUCCACGUGCCAUUCAUGAGAUCUUCCAAAACAUCACUGAAAAUCACAAUAUAGACUUUCAUGUGAAAGUGUCCUACAUUGAAGUGUAUAAAGAAGAACUGAGGGAUCUUUUGGAGUUACAGAGUACCAGCAAAGACAUUCAUAUCAGAGAAGAUGAAAAAGGAAACACAGUGAUUACUGGGGCCAAAGAGUGUGAAAUUGAGACACCAGAUGAAAUGUUGAGUCUCUUGGAGGCUGGCAAUGCAGCCCGUCACACAGGUACCACACAGAUGAACGAACACUCCAGCCGAUCACAUGCCAUUUUCACAAUGUACCUCAAUCAAAAACAACCCAGUAAUGGACAACAAUCAAAUACUGAUGAGGAGCACAUUAUAAAAGAAUCAGAGAGGUCAUUUCAGCUGAUUUCUUCCAAAUUUUGCUUUGUCGAUCUAGCUGGUUCAGAAAGAGUUACCAAAACAGGGAACACAGGUGAACGAUUUAAGGAAUCGGUUCAAAUAAACAGUGGUCUCCUGGCACUUGGGAAUGUGAUCAGUGCGCUUGGAGACCCAAAGAGAAAAAGUAUACACAUUCCAUACAGGGAUACUAAGAUAACCCGUUUGCUGAAGGACUCUCUUGGAGGGAAUGCUAAAACCGUAAUGAUUGCAUGCAUUAGCCCCUCGUCAUCUAAUUUUGAUGAAUCGCUUAACACUCUGAAAUAUGCCAACAGAGCCAGGGACAUAAGAAACAAACCUAUUGUAAAUUAUGACCCAGACUGGGAUCGGAUAGAUGAAAUGGAAUUACAAAUCAAAACACUCCGGGAGGCACUGCAGAAUCAACAGACGAGCCUACUGACUCGAGCCAGUCAGGUUUCACAAGAUUUGUUGUGUCAGGACAAAAAACGGAUCCAUUCUCUGGAGGAGCAGGUCGCCCAUCUACAAAUGGAAAGCUAUCGCUAUAAACACUGCAUAGAUGAAGCCUUCCACUUCCUCUUGGAAUUUAAAGAUGCAAACAGUUUGAAAGAAGGCCAGUGGCAAAAGAUGAAGGAGUGGUUCAACAUGGUAGAGGAACUGCAAAAUGAAUUGCCUGACCUGUUUGGUGCUGAUAGCGGAUUUGGAAAUGGAGGGCAAGAAUCUCAUCACAUUACUAUAUUUCAGUUGAAGAGGGAGCUGAAGAAAUGCCAGGAUUCCCUGGCUACAGAUGAGGAAUUAUUCAGUCAAAAAGCAGCUGAGCUGAAGGAUGCACUACAGCAGAUACAAGCUAUGGAACAGGAAAAGGAAGAAUAUUUGUCAGCUUUAACAGAAUUUCAAGAAAGAUGUCACAUUCAAAAUGACAAAAUGGUUGAACAACAACUUAUUAUGGAUCAACUCCAGGAAGAAUUACAGCUCCUUAAAACUGACAAGGUUUCAAUUCAUAGAAGUUCAGAAGGAGUAGAUUUAGCUGUGAACACAGCAAGAAGACCUCACAGUGUGCCAUUAUCCAAUAUCCAUCUUAAGUCUUUCAAUGUAAUACAAUCCAGUCAAGCUACUCCCAGCAUAGACUCCAGAAAGGUGCACACAAGCCCCCCUUCAUACGCUCUUGAUAGGGUGGUGGCAGGCUUUCGAACACGCAGUCAAAUGUUAGUGGGACAUCUUGAAGAGCAUGAUGAGGUUCUUCGUCAUAAAUUAACUGAUGAUAGUGAUGAUGAUGAAGAAAACAAGAAAGAAAACACAAAAGCACAGGCUUCCAGGCAUUCAAAAAAUCAGACAUGGACUCAGAAACAAGCCCGUGUGAUUAAUGACACAAAGUUAUUAAAAAAAAGUGCCUUCCAUAUGGACAAUCAAGGACAUGGUGACAACAAAACCGAAUUGGAAUCAGAGAAAGCUACACAACAAAAUUCCUUCUCUGAGGCUGACCGCCUGCGUCAGAGCCAAGUAUUAAACAUGAAAAAAUUGAAGACUGCAGAUAUGGAUGUGGCUCAUUCCAAGCAAAAAAUAAGGGAGCUUGCCAUCAACAUUCGUAUGAAGGAGGAACUCAUCAAAGAACUGGUUAAAACAGGUCAGGACGCCCAGGCUGUGAACCGACAGUAUUACCAAAAGAUCACUCAGUUAGAACAAGAAGCUGAGCAGGCCAAGACUGAGCUGUCAGAAGCUCAGAAACAACUACAGGAACUGGAGAACAAGGAACUCAGGGAUGCUACAGAGAAAGCGAAGCUACAAAGAGAAUUCCGCAAGAAAAUGGAAACAGCCAAAGAUAAAAUGCAGACCCUGCAGAGGAAACAGCAGGAAACAAAAAAGUUGUUUUCUUUAUCAGCGCAGAGUGAGAAACGCUUGGUCCAGUUAAGCCAGAAUGUGGAAAACAUGAAACAACAGCAACAGCUGCUCCAGAAAAAACUGCAUGAAGAAAGUGAGAAGAAACGAAAACUGGAAAAUGAGAUUCAAAGAGAUCAGCAACUAAUCAAAGAGCUGGAACUAAAGAGAGAGCAGCAGCAGAAAAUUCUGAAGAGGAAAGCUGAAGAAAUUACCCAUCUGAAGAAAAUGAAAUGCUCCCCUGUCAUCUCACAGGAACAGCAGAGGCUUGACGAACAACGCAAAUGGUUGGAUGAGGAAGUGGAGAAGGUUCUGCAGCAAAGACGAGCUCUAGCUGAGUUGGAAGAGGAUUUGAGGAAAAGGGAAGUUAUUGUAGACAAGAAAGAGGCACUAUUGCAAGAGAAAAGCCAAUUGGAAAUCAAAAGGUUACGUUCCAGUCAGGCCUUGAAUAAAGAUAUUUUAAAUGUAUCCACUCGUUUAAACACAAUAGAAAAGGAAUUAUCAGACAAAAAUACUCAGCUUCAGAACAGUACUACAGAGGAAAGAAAAACCAUUUCAGAAGAGAUGCAAGUACUUCAACGGGAACGAGCUCAACUUUUGAAAAGAAGGCACUGUCUAGAUGAGAAAUUAGAGCUUGGAAAUGUUCUGUCCCCUGAGGAGGAGCGAAUACUUUUUCAAUUGGAGGAAGGUAUUGAAGCUCUGGAUGCUGCCAUAGAGUACAAAAAUGAAACCAUUCAUUGUCGACAACAUUCAUUGAGGGCCUCAGAUGGUAGCCUUGCCCAAAAUGAUGCAAAUGUAAUGUUUAAACUGGGUGCUUUGUCAGCUGCUGAGACAAGAGUCCUUCUCUGCAGAUAUUUUAAUAAGGUGAUUAGCCUACGUGAGACUGAACGAAACUUGCAGGUGCAAUGUGCAGAAAUGUCUGUGAAGGUAACUGAGCAAGAGAGCAUGGUCCAUGAAUUAGAAUCUGCAGUGGAGCGUUUAUCAAUGGAGAUAGAUAGACGACUGACAAUGCAACAGAAGGAGCAUGAACAGAAAAUGCAGCUAAUAUUACAGCACUUUAAAGACAAAAGUGGUGAGGGAUUUGCAGAUGGUAAAAAGGCGUAUGAUUCGAAAAUCCAACAGCUGGAGAAGGACCUGUACUUCUAUAAAAAAACAAGCAGAGAAUUGAAGAAGAAACUACGGGAAUUGGUCGAAUCUCUAAACCAGAACCAGCAAGCGGCAGCUUCAAGAAAUAAUGGUACUGGUGAUACAGUAUUAAGUCAAACAGGAGCAGAAGUUUGCACAAAGGAACAAAAAUGGGCUUCCAGACCAUCUAAAAGUAUUGAAGAAGAAAAUAACAGUCCUCCAGCUCCAACUGGAGCACACAAAAAACAGAAAUUAUGGGAAGAAAUUUCUGAAAUGGCACAGGAUUCCACAAGGAUUACCCAUGAGCAAGAGUAUUCAUUCAGUUCAGAAGUGGCAGAUGAAGCACAGCCAUCAAAUGCCCACGCUUCACCAAUCAAGCCUUCUCAGACAAUUGAGAAGCCAUCACAGCUUCAUAUUAUUACUCCUGUAAGAUUAUCCCGCAAAGACUUGCGGCAGAUUACUGCAAUGCAGGUGUCCAUGAGGCGCUCAAGUUUCAGUAGCAGUGUAAACUCUGUCCCUACAGAUUCCAUUGAAAUAACCAGAAAAUCUCUGGACUUAAAUAUGUAGCACAAAACUUGCUGAUUGUGAACCUUGCACUGUUCUUGUACUGGAAGCAUACAAGCUAAUUCCUAGUUUGGCUGGAGAAAUCCACUUAAAAAUGUUGGUUUGCUACAUUAAGUGGGAUUGUAUCACAGGGAACAUGUUAAUUAUUCCAAAUAUCCAUGUAAUAGAUUAUAAACAAUUGCUGCAAGACCCACAUUCCCAUAGUGCAUUCCUCUAGCUGACUGGAUUGAGUUGGAUCAGCUCUCUAAUGUGUAAGGGCACAAAGAAAACUAGGUGUAUAGUUUUGCUUCUAACAUUUUCACAUAGCAUUAUCAGAAGACUGCAGGAUGUUAGUUAUAUGUAUCUGAAUGAAGACUAGAAUGCACAGAUAAUCAAAUUGAUAUUACAUGGGGAGGAGGACUAUAUAAAGCAGUGGGAGUAAAAUUAUGGUCGAUGAAGUUAAAGCACUUAUUGAACUAAUCUGUGCCAUCACUAAGACCACUUAAUUCCACCUCAGUAGUAUUGCCUGACUUUUCCCCCAUCCCACCCCCAGUCACCUGCUACUGAAACUAUGCCUUUGUUACCGUUAGACUUGACGAUUCCAAUACUUGGCCAGCCUCCCAUGUUCUACCAUCCAUAAAGUUCAGGUCAUCCAAAACAGCAUUUCCUAACUUGCGGCAAGUCACACCUACCUGUCAUCCCUAUGCUUGCUGAUCUAUAUUGGCUAAGCAAUGUCUUGAUUUAAAAUUCUGGUCCUGGUUUUCAAAUCCCCCCAUGGUUUAGCCUCUCCCUAUUUCUGUAAUAUCCUGCAGCGCACUACACUCAAGGCAUCUGUGCUCCUGUAAUUCUGGACUUUUGAGCAUCCUCAGUUUUAAUCACUUUAGCAUUGGUGGCCAUGCCUUCAGCUGCCAAGGCCUUAAGCUCUGGAAUUCCCUCCCACAACCUCUCCACCUGUCUAUCUCUCUUUCUUUCUUAAAGAUGCUCCUUAAAACCUACCUCUGCUCUAAGAUUUCUUUAUGUGGUUCGGUGUCAAAUUUGGUUUAUAAUCCUCCUGUGAAAGGCAUGGGGACAUUUUAGUCCUUUAAAGACAUUAUAAAUAUAGAUGUUGUUUAUUUGGGAAAAUUGAAACAUUUAAUUUGCAUAAUAAAUAGCACUCCAAUGCAGCUUUUCAUAAUGCUGUUUUGAUAACAGAGCUCAAUUAACUUUAAAACGGCAGGAUUUCUUUUGCACAAGCAUCUUAGGUUAUGCUUAAAUAUCUGCCCAUAACUAGUGGCUGGGUUAAUGUAUUUCACAAGUUCUGAUUGACUGAUCAGUGAGCAUCACUUCACAGUCUGUCUCAUGUUCUAAAAAUGCAAAUGCUAAAAGUAAUGCCUUAAGCAGUCUACUGCUAGUAAUGAUGUCAUCUCUAACAAGUUUGAUCUGAGUAACAGGAAGCUUUACAUUUAUUGGUGUCAACUUGGCAUAAUUGUUAGUAUAUUUGACUGCCAUAGAGGGGGAUCAUUUUUGUCUGCACCGCUUGGGUGGUAAACCAGUGGGAUGGAUUACCCAUCCAUUAUAGAUACUGGCCAAUUUUCAUUUCCAUUCAAUUAAAUGCUGUCUAUAAUGAGUGUGCAAACAACUCUGUCAAUUUGCUACACAGGCAAUAAAAACAAAAUUUAUCUCCAGAAGGUGGUGCAUUUGAGUCUCAUUCCAGGGCUUCAGCCUGGAAUUAGGGCUGUUACUGUUGCACAAUACUGCUCAUUACUGGUGAUGCAAUCUUUUGGGUGAGACAUUAAAAUGAAACCCCAUCUGCUUGUUCAAGUGGAUUUUUAAAGGUCUCAUGACACCAUUGGAAGAUGGGCAAGGGAGUUCUGUCCUGGCCAACAUUCUUCCCUCUUCAGACACCACUAAAAUUACCUGACUGGCCAUUUAUCUCAUUUGUUUUUUUGUCAAAAUUGGUUGUUACAUUUGUCUCCCUAACAAAGAUUACAUGUCAAAAGUAAUUCAUUGAAGUGUAUUAUAUACUUGCACUUUCUUUCUUUUAUUUAUUUUGCUUUAACUGGUAGUCUGUCCCCAUUUCAUUGUCUAACAAAACUGCAUUAUACUCAUAAUAAGCUAUGUUGAGGGGAUGGAGCAGUGUAUUUUGGUUAGACUCUGACCUUUCAUAUUGAGUUUCAAAUCCAAUCCAUACAUGUGAGAUGAAUGUAUCCUGUUUGCUGGAGCGGGCGGAUUGAGUUUGAGUAAAAUUAUUUCAGAUCCACUAAGCAUAGAUUUACAGCAUGUAUCUGCCCUGAAUUUAAUGCUAAUUGGAAGUUUUGCUCAGCUGUGGAUAAUGGAAUGAAAAAGGUACACUGAUGCAGCAAGGAUGCUGUUCUGAGGUUAGGGCUGAGGCACCUUUUUGGAACAGAGCAGAGGGCGCUUUGAUCUCCAUUGGUGGUGCUAUACCUAGCCCCUGGGAGUGCUUGAUGGAAGCGCUAGUUCACAUCCCAGUAUCAACAUUCCUCACCUUAAGCUCAGAAUUUAAUAGAAAAAGAUAUGCAGCACUUUGGUGUAUUUUAACCUUACUGCACAGUUAUUUGUAGUGAGGAAGUUAAAUGUGCUGCUUAUUGAGGAAUUUCUCCACAUAAAUGACAAAUAUAAAAUUAGAAAAAGAAAACGCACUUGAAGAAAAUAAUUCUCGGGUCUUCAAGUGUCCCCAAUCAAAUAAGGAUGCUGUUAUUUUCCAGAUGUGCAGUGAAUAUAAUAUUCAUUUUAUGCUAGUAUUUCAAAUGUGCUACAUUUCUGUCCCUAUGUUGUCAUGAUCUAAAUGUUAUUCAGUGUUCUACGUGUCUUCAUUUUUGUACUUUAAUGAGGAUAUUUUAGUAUUCCAGUUUAUUUUUUUUUGUAGAAGCAUUUUAUAUGAUUGCACAUGUUAAUUUUAUUUUGAGAUGUUUGUAUUUGUGUAAAAAUAAAACAAUGUAAGGUUG